This is a messenger RNA of Cyclopterus lumpus (lumpfish), 3184 nucleotides long. Its product is annotated as calcium-independent phospholipase A2-gamma-like. Lineage: Eukaryota; Metazoa; Chordata; Actinopteri; Perciformes; Cyclopteridae. Gene Ontology annotation, biological process: arachidonate metabolic process. Bases 53 to 2005 code for a protein of 650 amino acids. Gene Ontology annotation, cellular component: membrane. The transcript has 8 exons. The record is from RefSeq and is a predicted model, not a curated record.
CGUCGCUGGUCACAUUAACUCGGCCUUCUCUCGCGAUUUGACAGAAGUUCAAAUGCAGGAGAAUUUGGACACCGCGUCUUCCACAAGAGGGAAACACACAAAGCUGAAGAGGAGACAAACGCAAAACACUUACAUCAUGAAGUCGAAAGAAGCUGAAAUGUCUCCAGUCAAAUCAGGUGGCGAUCAGCCAACAGUGGAGACUAACACUAUCUCCAGCAGCUGGGAGGAGGGCUACCUCCAUUUUGCAAGACAUAUCAAUAAAUACUUUGGUGCCAAAGUUACCAAAGAAGUUGAUCAAGAUCAGAAUAGGGGGGAACAACUUCCUGAAGAAAAGAAUAGCACUUCCUCACAGACCCAGGGUGCCAUGUCACAAUUGCAGCAAGACAAACCUACCAUCCAUGGAACAGGAGGCCUUUUUCACAGCAGCUCUAAUACCACUAACUUCGGAGAGAACUAUUUCCAAACGGCCAGCCACAUCAACCAGUAUUUUAAUGGUCAAAGUGGAUUGAAUGAGGACACUGAUGGAAAUCUCUUAACGGAGAUGGAUCCUGGAUCUGCUACCUCUGAGAGACUAAAGACUGUGUCCUUCAUGGACUGCCUGUACAACCCCACAAGUGCCAUCCCUGACUUGCUGGGUGCUUAUCUGAAACUUGGCCCUUUGACUCAGACCCGUAAGCCUGCGAUGAUGUCGCCAGAGACAAUGCUGAAUAAAAGGCUGGUAUUGAGUCAGAGGCAGACAAAGGAAGUGACACGGGGGCUGAUUGGCACUCUGUCACAGGCUUUGUCUCCCGAAGCUCUGGCUGCCUGCGUGGAGGCUCUCAAUGAACACCUCAUCCGUUACCCAUCAUGCAAAGCUUUAAUGUGGCAGGAAAGAACUGCAGUCACAUUGUUGAAAAAGCGACGGACCAACAGAGAUAACCAGGUGCUUCAGAGCGCGUUAAGAGAAAGCUUGGCUCUCAUCGGCUAUGUGGACCCGGUCAAAGGUCGUGGCAUAAGAGUGCUCUCAAUUGACGGUGGUGGCACACGAGGUGUGGUGCCUUUGCAGGUAUUAAAGCUACUGGAAGCUCAAACAGGCAGGAAGAUCCAUCAGCUGUUUGACUACAUCUGUGGAGUGAGCACAGGUGCCGUUCUGGCCUUCAUGCUCGGUCUUGCCCAUUUUUCUCUCGAGGAGUGUGCUGACAUGUAUCGUCGCUUUGGCUCUGAAGUGUUUCGGCAGAACCCGCUGGUCGGCACUGUGAAGAUGGGCUGGAGUCACUCUUACUAUAACACUGAGACCUGGGAGACAAUACUACGAGAAAAGCUUGGAAAUCGAGUACUUAUCAAAACAGCUGGAAAUGAGUUGAGUCCCAAGGUUUCAGCAGUCAGCGCUGUGGUAAACUGGGGUACCAGUCCAAAGGCCUUCGUCUUCCGCAACUACAACCACAAACCAGGCUCUCUCAGCCGCUACGCAGGAGGCUCAGCUUUUCAGAUGUGGCAGGCAGUGCGAGCGUCGUCCGCCGCCCCAGGAUACUUCCAGGAGUUCCCCUUACAGAGUGACAUUCACCAGGAUGGAGGAAUCAUCUUGAACAAUCCCUGUGCCUUGGCUGUUCACGAGAGCCGUCUAUUGUGGCCCAACCAGCCCUUCCAGUGUGUGCUGUCCCUGGGCACUGGUCGCUAUGACAAUGCAAAGAAGGGACCGACCACCUCCACCAGCCUGAGGGCCAAAAUCAGCAACCUGAUCAGCAGUGCUACUGACACUGAAGGAGUCCACACCCUUUUGGACGAGUUGUUGGCUCCAGAUGUGUACUUCCGCUUCAACCCCAUGUUAAGUGUUCUGGUGUCCCUGGAUGAGAGUCGGCCGCAGGUCCUGGACCAGCUACAGAUAGACACCCAGAACUACCUGGAGAGAAACCGGUCCAAAGUGGCACGGCUCUGUUUGGUGCUCGGGGCGGAGCGCUCAGCUGCGAGCAGAACUAAGGACUGGAUGGAUGAGAGGGCCUGGGAGAUGAAGCAGAGAUGGGUGUGAGUACGUACAAUAUGAGGUAUGUGUACGCAGAAAUGCAUACCCAGUGGACAAAAUAACAACCCUGAUGUAUUGAUGCAAUUUGGUUUGCUUCAACUAGGUGGUUAUUUUCAGAAACUCUAUGGCAUUGUCAAUCUGUCAGUUUGUCCACCAUUUCGGCCGGAGUGAUUUAUUUAAUCAACUAUUGAAUUGAUUGCCAUUCAAUUAUGUACAAACAUUCAUGUUCUCCAGAAGAUGAAGCCUCAUUGAAUUUGGUGAUCGCCAUUAGCCCAAGCAAAAAAAAAUGGAUUGCCCUAAAACCUGGUGCAGACAUUCAUGUCCGUCUCUGAAUGAAUUGCAUUUAUUUUGUUGAUCCCUCACCUUUUCAACUAAUGACAUUAUCAGGUCAACAUUUAGAUUUGUUUCAAUACUAAUUUCAAAACUAAAAACAUUCCCGUCAGCCUCUGUUGUAUUUUAUGUUUAGUAGAACAUUUUAUAUUGCUAAUUACUAAACAAAGAUGGUGAACAUGGUGAACAUUAAACCUGCCAAACAUAAGCAUGUUACUGUGAGCAGGUUAGCAUUUUGCUCAAAGUAAAGUACAAUAUACCAGAGCCACUAGUGUGAAUUAUAUGCUGUGUCUACACUUUUCAUACGCAUAAAUGAGACCCCAAUAGUAUAGUUAUGCCUCAAGUCUCUUUUCUUCUGUUUUAUGUGCUACAGCGAUUGUGUGUUGGCCUAUGAGUUGUUGAGCGCCUACAUGUGAUCCCAGUUGUCUUUGCUUAUUGCAUUUUUCUGUCUUUGGCAUCUGUUAUUGUGAAACUCGGCCCCUUGGCAAAAAUAUGUGAUUUGUAGAGUUUGCGGCCCCUUCAGAGGGGGUUGAACCAUCACCAAGAGACUUUAAGUUAUAAGACAACUUAUAGAGUGACAAAGAAGCCAGAUAGUUGUUCCGAAGCUUCAUCAAAUUCAUCAAGGUUAUAAUGUCAUAAGAUGUUUUGGCUGUUUUAUCCACUUCCUGAUAUACAUGCGGGCUAUUUUAAGCCAAAUUAAUAUGAUGUUGUCAACAAGCCUCACUUAUAGUACGUUCAUGCACUUUAUUAAAAUGCUUUGUGUAAUGUGACAUAAUGCCCUAUCUGAAUAUUAAUAUUAAUGUCGCACUUCUCAGUGUUGUUAAAUGUGAUAUAAGCUAUAAAUUAUUCUUUUUA